AAUGGCUAGGCAAAAGAAAACAGUAACUGAUUUGCAGUUAGGAGGGUCUCCUCUAAGGGUUAGGGGUAAUGAAAAAGGACAGUUAAUCAAUGUUGCAACUUUAGACAAUGGAGCAAAUUGCUCUUCGAAUGAUGUUAGAAAAACUGUACACGAUACAACGUUCUAUUGCAAAAAUGCUCUAGUUUCACCUUGGGUGAAUAUCAAUUCAUGGAUGACAGUAUGUUCAAGCUCUUCCUAUUCAAGUACUCACAGUCAAUGCUUUCUAUUGGAAGAGAAUAUUGGUUUAGGAGCAACGUCAGUAGAGAUACAAGUUGUUGAAACCCCACCAAUUCAAAACAAAGGUUUCAGUGGUAUUUUUCUUUAUGCUUACUCGGAUACCGAAAACUACAAUGAUGAAUUUCUUGUAAAUGUUGCCGAUUCUUCAAAAGGUGCAAUUUGUGAAGCCAGUAAAGGUGUCUCUAAAUCAAGAGAUUGUAAUCUUACAUUAGAUCUUAUCAGUGGUCAGUUUUUGUCUCAUCAAGAAUGGAUGAGUAAUUGUCUAGGUCUAAGGUGUAUUGGUGUAUAUAUGUUGGUUAAAUUCUCUACAGCUGUAGUACCUGUAAAAUAUUGUUUAGGAAAUAGACAGGGGGCUAAUAAAAGAUUAUUUUCACAAGUAAGAGUUGAUUGGAGCUCUGGUUCAUCUAUCAUUUUAGACUUUCCCAAAGACAGACAUUUAAAAUGCUUUAGUUAUAUUGAUGAGUUUAUAGAACAAUGGAUUAAUGUUACAGUUCUGAAUAUUCAUAGUGAUACCCAAAAAUAUGUUGGUUUUCAAGCCAUUCAAGUUUAUUCAACAGGUUUAAUUCAUUCAUAA
Dimorphilus gyrociliatus is the source of this 850-nucleotide messenger RNA. Lineage: Eukaryota; Metazoa; Annelida; Polychaeta; Dinophilidae. The record is from the annotation of a GenBank genome assembly.